AUGGAUUUCGAAAGAUUAAUAGAAAACUAUUGUAAUUCGUUAAAUUCAAAAAUCCUUUCAAUUUAUCAAACGAAACGUGCUAAUAGAAGCAAAGAGAACAAUGAAAAUGAAAAUAAAACUUUCAAAGUUUCUUCUAAUAAUAAUUUUUACGAACCAGAAAUUGAGCCUAUGUCUUGGAGUUGGGUUUGUGCUAGAGUAGCAGACAUGCUUACCCAUAACCCACAUGGACUAACAGAAUGUGUCAUGUUGAACAAGUUACUUUCAGAAUGGCAAGAUAUAAGUGUUGAAUAUCGAAAAGGCAUUCCGAAAACAUUCUCUCCAUUUCGUACUAUACUUCCACGUUACAAUACAAAAAUUCGAGAUUAUGAACUUAUUAAGGAUCGUCGUGUGAGGUUCAAUCGAGCAUCAUUAUCAAAGACAGCACCUAAAUUAACAUUUUUAAACACUGGAAAUAUAAUAAUUGUAUUAACAUCAAAUGACGAAGAAUUUAUUAAUAAUCUAUUUACUGAUUCAUUCCUUGACGUUACGUCAGAUGAUAUUAGACCUAAAGAGUCAGCGAAUUUAAUAGGAUUCUCUGAUAAAGUGUGUGUAUAUGUUCGCGAUAUGUUAAGUACACGAUGUGCAACUUUGAUUUUAUUGGAUGACAAGAUACAAAUGACAAAUUUAUUUAAGAUGGGAGACUUUUUAGGAAUACAUUGGCCUUAUGUUGAAAGUGGACUUGAAACUCAAGAUGGAAUGAUUAUUCAUUAUAGUGAUUUAACUGUUUUUUUUUGUUUACCAAUGAGUGAACUUUGUAAGGAGGAUAAUUCAAAAAAGAUUAAAGGCGAGCACAUGAUUGAUUACAAAUUUCAUCACGAGCGUUUCUUUAUGAAUCAAUUACCAUCAAGGGGUCUAAAUGUGACCCUUUAUGGAAAACUUGAAAGAAUAUCUGAGAAUGUAGGAUAUGUAUCUAUUACCUUAUGGGGAAAAAUUGGACGUGAAGUAACAGAAUUUCAAGUUGGACAAUAUAUUGUCUUAGAAGGGUUACGUACGUGGAAAAAUUUUGAUGAUAAUUUAGAUAUUAAUGUUAGCACAGCAAAAGGAUGGUUAGCAAUUUCAUCUUUGCGAAAUUGUACAAUCCCACUAAACACCAUUACUAAAUAUGCUAGUAAUACAUACCUUGAUCAAUUCGUUUGUCGUUGUUUAAUUAAUGAUUGGAAAAUAAAUGAAGAAUUAAAUAUCAUAAAAUGGUAUUUGGAUGAUGGAACUGGAGCUAUUUGGGUCGACGCGAUAAGUAACGUUUCGCAGGAUAUUUUGAAUUCUAUCGGAGAUGCAUUAAACGGAUUUUCAGGACAUCUAGGGUCUAAUAUUAAGGGGAAAAUGCUUUGGUAUUAUAGUGAUAGUUCACGAUCACUUGCACAAGCUGAUUGUCAUAGAAUGCUUAUUGAACUUCAAAAUUAA
Diversispora eburnea is the source of this 1440-nucleotide messenger RNA. The record is from the annotation of a GenBank genome assembly. Lineage: Eukaryota; Fungi; Glomeromycota; Glomeromycetes; Diversisporales; Diversisporaceae.